CAAGGCAGCAGUGCAUCAGCAGUAGCAGCAGCAGCAUCAUCAGAGGAUUACCAAGCAUAACAGGAUGUCUUUUCGUGGCAAGAACGCGGUAGUGACUGGCGGAGCCGGCGGCAUUGGACUCCAGGUGUCCAAGCAGCUCCUGGCGGCUGGUGCAGGGAAGGUGGCCAUCAUGGACAUACAGGACAAUCUGGAGGAGUUUGUCAAGCUGAGGGCCGCCCAUCCCACGCAGAGCGUGAUGAUCGUCAAAAUGGAUGUGGCGAACAAGAAGGGCGUGGAGGCCACCUACGAGGAGAUUUCCAAGACCUUUGGCAGCAUCGACAUUGUGGUGAACGUGGCGGGCAUCUUCAACGACAAGGAAGUCCAGCGCACUCUCCUCGUGAAUCUGGGCGGGAUCAUCAACUCGACGCUGAGUGCCCUGCCCUACAUGAGCAAGGACAAUGGCGGCAAGGGAGGCAUUAUUGUCAACAUGAGCUCGGUGGUGGGCCUGGACCCGAUGUUCAUCAUUCCCGUCUACGGCGCCACCAAGGCGGGCAUCAUCAACUUUACCCGCUGCCUGGCGAACGACAAGUACAACGCUCGAUCGGGCAUCAAGUUUGUCACCGUCUGUCCGGGGGCCACCAUGACCGAUAUGUUCACCAACUUCACGGAGAAGAUCAUCUUUCCGGAGACGAGCGACGAGACGUACAGGAUCCUCGACAGGCUCAACAAGCAGAGCGCCGCCGACGUGGCCCGCUGCAUCUUGAGUGUGCUCGAGAAGGACAAGAACGGAGCGGUCUAUGUCAUUGAGGGCAAGCGCGUCUACCCCUUGGAAUUGAAGCCCCAAUGGACGGGCAAGGAGCAGGCAGUCUGAGUUCAACACACGACGACUAUAAAUGUUAUACAAACUAUCGAAAUUAGUAUUUAAUAAACAUGCAAAGCUCA
Molecule: messenger RNA, 921 nt
Organism: Drosophila obscura
Lineage: Eukaryota; Metazoa; Arthropoda; Insecta; Diptera; Drosophilidae
Product: fat body protein 2
Exons: 3
Coding region: 65-850 (261 amino acids)
Cellular component (GO): cytoplasm
Molecular function (GO): oxidoreductase activity, acting on the CH-OH group of donors, NAD or NADP as acceptor
Source: RefSeq, a predicted model, not a curated record